Messenger RNA from Prunus avium (sweet cherry), 4296 nucleotides. It is a transcript of the gene PHYA, whose product is annotated as phytochrome A. Gene Ontology annotation, molecular function: phosphorelay sensor kinase activity; photoreceptor activity; protein homodimerization activity. The record is from RefSeq and is a predicted model, not a curated record. Lineage: Eukaryota; Viridiplantae; Streptophyta; Magnoliopsida; Rosales; Rosaceae. Gene Ontology annotation, biological process: protein-tetrapyrrole linkage; red, far-red light phototransduction; detection of visible light.
AACUCUCUCUCUCUCUCUUUCCUUCUUUCUCUCUCUCCUCCACCACUCUGCUGUGACCCAGCCUAAUUUCUUAUUAGUUUAUUCAUCACAGUGAAAUAAUAUCAUCAUGCUUAACCACGCCAUUGAUAUAUUCUAUAUAUACUGGCCAAUGGGUUGGUUUCUCUUUCCAAUUUUCAGUUGGGAACCGCCUGAUUUUCUGAAUGGGAAACUUGUUCGGAUCAGCAAGAAUAUUAAAAUGAGAUGAUAUCUAUUUAUGGGUUGUCAUCAACCACCUCUGUUUACCCUUUUGGAAAGGAAACCGAACUAAACCAUUCCCACCCCUCCCUAUAGAACUUGCUAGCUUUCCAGCUACAGCUCUCUCUUGGAUCCAUUUCUUGGGCAACGUUUUGUGUAUCAGAGUGGACCCAUUUGAGGAUUUUGCUUUCUAAAAUAGUAUAUCUUUUGAAUUUUUUAUAUUAAAGGCGACUCCUUUAACUGUUAAGUGCUGCUACUGGCUACUGGGUUUGGUGUCCGGAGACAGAGGAGGCUGUGAUCGAGAUUAGUGGGAUUGAAGUUCGAGACUUCAGGGGAUAUUAUCUUAACAUUUUCUACCAAUCCCAAGUUUUUCUCUGUCAAUUUGGUUUUCUGUAUAAGUUGGGUCACUUGACUCAGUUUGCAGCUGAGACUAACUGAAUUCAGCAGACUGCAGAUAAAAAGGUAAUUGUGCUUUUCCGUUCUCAGUUUAUGUGAGAAUGUCUUCUUCAAGACCCAGCGACUCAUCCACCAAUUCAGGGCGGUCUAGACACAGUGCUAGAAUUAUUGCUCAGACAACUGUUGAUGCCAAGCUGCAUGCUGAUUUUGAGGAGUCAGGUAGUUCCUUUGACUACUCGAACUCGGUGCGCGUUAGUGGUUCAGUUGGAGGGGAUCAACAACCUAGGUCAGACAAAGUGACCACUGCUUAUCUCCAUCACAUACAGAAAGGCAAGCUGAUCCAGCCAUUCGGAUGCUUGCUAGCCUUGGAUGAGAAAACUUUCAAGGUCAUUGCAUACAGUGAGAAUGCCCCUGAAAUGCUGACUAUGGUCAGUCAUGCAGUCCCAAGCGUUGGGGACUACCCUGUUCUUGGCGUAGGAACAGAUAUAAGAACAAUUUUCACUGCCCCUAGUGCCUCUGCAUUGCAUAAGGCCCUUGGAUUCGGAGAGGUUUCUCUCUUGAAUCCCAUCUUAGUCCAUUGCAAGACCUCUGGCAAGCCUUUUUAUGCAAUAACCCAUCGAGUAACGGGCAGUUUGAUCAUUGACUUCGAGCCGGUGAAGCCUUAUGAAGUCCCUAUGACUGCUGCUGGGGCCCUGCAGUCAUACAAGCUGGCAGCUAAAGCUAUUGCCCGAUUGCAGUCUUUGCCUAGUGGGAGCAUGGAGAGGCUUUGUGAUACAAUGGUCCAAGAGGUUUUUGAACUCACCGGUUAUGACAGGGUGAUGGCCUAUAAAUUUCAUGAUGAUGAUCAUGGGGAAGUGGUCUCUGAGAUUACGAAGCCUGGCCUGGAACCAUAUCUGGGUUUGCAUUAUCCAUCCACUGACAUACCUCAGGCUUCACGGUUCCUAUUUAUGAAGAAUAAGGUCCGAAUGAUUGUUGACUGUUGUGCAAAACAGGUGAAGGUGCUUCAAGAUGAGAAGCUUCCAUUUGAUCUCACAUUGUGCGGUUCAACCCUAAGAGCCCCACAUAGUUGCCAUUUACAAUAUAUGAAGAAUAUGGAGUCUAUUGCAUCUCUUGUUAUGGCAGUAGUGGUUAACGAGGGGGAUGAUGAGGUAGCCAGUCCUGAUUCUGUUCAGCCUCAAAAAAGAAAGAGACUUUGGGGUUUGGUAGUAUGUCAUAAUACAAGUCCAAGAUUUGUUCCUUUCCCUCUUAGGUAUGCCUGUGAGUUUCUAGCUCAAGUAUUUGCCAUCCAUGUCAAUAAGGAAAUAGAGUUGGAAGAUCAGAUGGUUGAGAAGAACAUCCUGCGCACCCAAACGCUGUUGUGUGAUAUGUUGUUACGAGAUGCACCCUUGGGUAUUGUGUCACAGAGCCCUAAUAUUAUGGAUCUAGUGAAAUGUGAUGGAGCUGCCCUAUUAUACAAGAGCAAGAUAUGGAGACUUGGUAUAACUCCAAGUGACUUCCAGCUUCAUGACAUAGCCUCGUGGCUCGCUGAGUACCAUAUGGAUUCCACAGGUUUGAGUACGGAUAGUUUGUAUGACGCAGGGUUCCCAGGGGCUCUUGCUCUUGGUGAUGUAGUAUGUGGAAUGGCAGCUGUGCGGAUAACUGCCAAGGACAUGCUCUUCUGGUUUCGAUCCCACGCUGCGGCAGAAAUUCGAUGGGGUGGUGCAAAACAUGAAUCUGGUGAGAAGGAUGAUGGUUGGAAAAUGCACCCUAGAUCAUCAUUCAAGGCUUUCCUUGAAGUUGUCAAGUCAAGGAGCUUACCUUGGAAGGACUUUGAAAUGGAUGCAAUUCAUUCUUUGCAGCUUAUUCUGAGGAAUGCAUUCAAAGAUGUUGAAACUGUGGAUGUAAACCCCAACGCAAUCCAUGUAAAGCUUAGUGACCUAAAAAUUGAAGGCAUGCAAGAACUGGAAGCAGUGACAAGCGAGAUGGUCCGUUUGAUUGAAACAGCCACAGUUCCAAUUUUGGCGGUUGAUGUUGAUGGGCUGGUUAAUGGGUGGAAUACAAAAAUUUCUGAGUUAACUGGUCUUCCUGUUGAUAAAGCAAUUGGAAAGCAUUUGCUCACGCUCGUAGAAGAUUCUUCAACUAAAAUGGUGAAAAGGAUGUUGGACUUGGCGUUGCAUGGCAAAGAGGAACAAAACAUCCAAUUUGAGAUAAAAACACAUGGCUCUAGGAGUGACCUUGGUCCCAUCAGCUUAGUUGUGAAUGCUUGUGCCAGCAGAGACAUUCGUGAAAAUGUUGUGGGGGUUUGUUUUGUGGCCCAGGAUAUCACUGGUCAGAAGACUGUGAUGGACAAGUUCACCCGGAUUGAAGGUGAUUACAAAGCAAUUGUACAGAACCCAAACCCGUUGAUCCCCCCAAUAUUUGGUACUGAUGAAUUUGGCUGGUGUUCUGAGUGGAAUCCAGCGAUGACGAAGUUAACUGGGUGGAAACGAGAGGAGGUAAUAGAUAAAAUGCUGUUGGGGGAGGUUUUUGGGAUCAACAUGGCCUGUUGUCCUCUGAAGAGUCAAGAAGCUUUCGUAAAUCUUGGUAUUGUACUUAACCAUGCCAUGACAGGUCAGGUAUCCGAAAAGGUUCCUUUUGGUUUCUGUGCUCGCAGUGGAAAGCACAUAGAAUGCCUGUUGUGUGUGAGCAAGAAAUUGGACAGUGAGGGCUCAGUCACUGGGGUGUUUUGCUUCUUGCAGCUGGCUAGCCCAGAGCUGCAACAAGCACUCCAUGUCCAGCGUUUGUCAGAACAAACUGCUGUGAAGAGAUCGAAAGAAUUGUCUUAUAUUAAAAGGCAGAUCCGGAAUCCUUUAGCUGGUAUGAUGUUUUCUUGGAAAAUGAUGGAGGGUACUGAGUUGGGAACAGAGCAGAAACAGCUUCUGCAUACUAGUGCCCAGUGCCAGCACCAGCUCAACAAAAUACUAGAUGACUCGGAUCUUGAUACCAUCAUUGACGGCUACUUGGAACUGGAAAUGGUGGAGUUCACUUUGCAUGAAGUACUGCUCGCCUCAGUCAGUCAAGUCAUGAUUAAGAGCAAUGCCAAGAGUAUCCGGAUUGUCCAUGACGCAGCAGAAGAGAUCAUGAAUGAGACCUUGUAUGGGGAUAGUCUUAGGCUUCAACAAGUCUUAGCUGAUUUCUUAGCCGUUUCAAUUUAUUUUAUGCCAAACGGAGGCCAGCUUACUAUUGCAGCCAAUUUGACCAAAGAUCAGUUAGGACAAUCCGUUCAUCUUGUGCAUUUGGAGCUCAGGAUAACACAUGCGGGUGGUGGGAUUCCGGAAGGAUUGCUGAACCAGAUGUUUGGAAACGACAUAGCCAUAUCUGAGGAGGGCAUUGGCCUGCUCGUGAGCAGUAGACUGGUGAAGCUCAUGAACGGAGACGUAAGGUAUCUCAGGGAAGCAGGCAAGGCAACCUUCAUCAUAUCCGUGGAACUCGCUGCUGCACACAAGUUGAGGUCCUAAUCCAAGACAAUUUUCGACGGAAAACAACACAGAUUCUCAAGUGUACAGCCUAUAUAAGGAUUGAUAGUUGAGGGUUUGCAUCUUUGAUAUGCCUUAUAAUUUCAAUUAACGUACUUUUUUCUUUGGAACAUUCAUUAUCGCUUUAACUUGUAAAUAUGCACGCCUGUCUCAGUCUUGUUCUUUAAAUGGU